AAUAGAUUCCAUCCCCACCCUUGCGGUGAUCAUGCGAUCACAAACAACUUUGUUUAGCGUCUUGAGAAUAGCCCCCCCCCCCCCCCCCCAAAAAAAAAAAAAAAACUAUCUAUCUCUAUCUCUCUCUCUCUUCUGACAAUGUCGCCAACUGUUCUCUUACAUUGCGCACGAGAUAGAUAGGGCGGGCCGAGCUAAGCCACACUCACCCCCAGCGGGUAGGCAAUCAAUCUUCCGUUGUGUGAUGCGGUGUCCUUUUUGGUCUCAACUAUGCAAGCACAGGCCAGUCCGCGGCUUCUGCGAACUGGCUCGGCGCCAAUGCGUUCAUCUCCAUCCCAUAUUUUCUGUCUCCUUAUUGGGGGCCACGCGGGGGGGAUGUCUUACGAGUUUGCUUGGUUCAAAACCCUUCCUUCCUCUUCGGUCAGGGGAUGGGAAUCGCGAAGAGAGAAAGCGAAGAGAGAGGGGGAGACGAAGUCAACAGAAUUACGAGGUUCUGAGCUUGGCGUGGUUGGUUAUGAGAUGGCAAUGGGGGGGGGUAGUUUCUCUUCUCUAUGCAUCACAUCACCAACAUGGUCCGUCGUUCAUCUGUUUUCUUGGUUCACUCGCCGCACCAGCUCCAUACUGUUAUCCAUGGAAAGGGAAAGGGAAAUGGAAAGGGGAAGAAAAUGCUGCAGUGCAGUGCAGUGCCCUUCCUUCGAACCCUUGCCCAUUCCUUCCUCUGCGUGGCAAAGAUCUGAUUCUGGCCUCUGCGCUGUGGCGCGCGUGUAGAGAGGAUUGUGUUUACCAGGCUCCCGGGAUGGGUUGUACAAAGGGCAUGACGGUGAUGAUGGCCGCGGCACCCGUGUGUCCCCUCCUGUUUUUUGCCUGGUAGUUGUCGUUGUUAUCGUGGCCAGGCGCAGGCACAAGGAACAAGGCACAGCAGGCACCCCGAACCGCUCAGGGCAGUAAACAGUCUCCGCCGCCGCCAACAUCAUGGGAAAAUCCCAUCGCUGUGGUUCGUCUCAGCACAAAAGAACACGUU
Messenger RNA from Lasiosphaeria miniovina, 1018 nucleotides. RefSeq lists its product as uncharacterized. The record is from RefSeq and is a predicted model, not a curated record. NCBI's taxonomy places the organism in Eukaryota, Fungi, Ascomycota, Sordariomycetes, Sordariales, Lasiosphaeriaceae. The transcript has a single exon. Bases 242 to 868 code for a protein of 208 amino acids.